Molecule: messenger RNA, 2398 nt
Organism: Larimichthys crocea (large yellow croaker)
Lineage: Eukaryota; Metazoa; Chordata; Actinopteri; Sciaenidae
Gene: pdk2a
Product: pyruvate dehydrogenase kinase 2a
Exons: 11
Coding region: 103-1329 (408 amino acids)
Biological process (GO): regulation of glucose metabolic process; protein phosphorylation
Cellular component (GO): mitochondrion
Molecular function (GO): pyruvate dehydrogenase (acetyl-transferring) kinase activity
Source: RefSeq, a predicted model, not a curated record
GUCCCCUCCCCUGAUUGCAUCCGCCGUGCACGGUGGCAGGGUCGGACAGUGAGAGUAGCCUCGCGUCAGACACGGUUUGUGGUGAAAGCUGCAGCAGCAACAAUGAAGUUCGUGAGGUUCAUCAUGAAGAACGCGGCCCUGGCCAGCGUGCCCAAACACAUCGAGCAUUUCUCCAAAUUCUCCCCGUCGCCGCUCUCCAUGAAGCAGUUUCUGGAUUUCGGUUCCAUCAACGCCUGUGAGAAGACCUCCUUUGUGUUUCUGAGGCAGGAGCUCCCUGUUAGACUUUCAAACAUCAUGAAGGAAAUCAACCUGCUGCCUGACAAACUGCUCACAACCCCGUCUGUGCAGAUGGUUCAGGGCUGGUACAUCCAGAGUCUGAUGGAGAUCCUUGAGUUCCUAGACAGGAAUCCUGAUGACUACAAAGUCCUGGGACAAUUCGUGGACGCCUUAGUUACCAUCAGAAACAGGCACAAUGAUGUCGUGCCGACGAUGGCCCAGGGCAUCAUAGAAUACAAAGAAGCUUUCCCCCAGGAUCUGGUAACCAACCAGAACAUCCAGUACUUUUUGGACCGCUUCUACAUGAGCCGCAUCUCGAUCCGCAUGCUCAUCAACCAGCACACUCUUAUCUUUGACGGUUCCGCCAACCCUGUCCACCCAAACACCAUCGGGAGCAUUGACCCUCACUGUCAAGUUGGAGAUGUAGUCCAGGAUGCCUUCCACAGUGCUAAGAUGCUGUGUGACCAGUACUACCUCCGCUCCCCUGAUCUCAUCCUACAGGAGAUGAGCAUCAAGAAGAACCAUCCAGUGAGCAUCGUGUACGUGCCCUCUCACCUCUACCACAUGCUGUUUGAGCUCUUCAAGAAUGCCAUGAGAGCAACUAUAGAGACCCACGAGAACAGCAACAACCUCCCACCCAUUCAAGUCAUGGUGUCUCUUGGAGACGAGGACAUGUCGGUCAAGGUGAUGGACAAGGGUGGCGGCGUCCCCUUUCGAAGGAUCGAGAACCUCUUCAGCUACAUGUACUCCACGGCUCCUGCUCCUCAGAUCGGAGAGCACACACGGCCUCCACUGGCUGGCUUCGGCUACGGUCUGCCCAUCUCUCGUCUGUACGCCAAGUACUUCCAGGGGGACCUGCAGCUCUACUCCAUGGAGGGCCACGGCACAGAUGCUGUCAUCUACUUGAAGGCGCUGUCCACAGACUCCAUCGAGAGGCUGCCGGUGUACAACAAGACCGCUCUGAAGAACUACAAAGUGAGCCAAGAGGCUGACGACUGGUGUGUGCCCAGUAAAGAGCCUCUGGAUCUGAGCAACUUUAAGGGGGCUAAGUGAAAACGGCGCUUCAUCAUGCCAUGACGCCUGCAGAGUUCAUAUCCUCAUGUCGUCAGUGUUACUACGGACACGGUCACCUCAGGACUGAAGUCUGGUUUUAGCAGUAGCACGUUCGUGUUGUUUUCAGUCAUCCUUGUCUUUACUUUUAUGAGAGAACAGAACACUUGUUACCUGUGAGACCUCUCCGAUGUUCAGCGGGGAGCAUUAACGGCCGUGUGCCUGAAGAGGCCGAGGCAGCACCCAGCAUGUUAUGGGUGAGUUGUUGUGACUGAAGCGUCAGUAUGAGUGAGUCUAAAUAUUCCAGUUUUAGGACACUACACGUGCUGUAAGGUGAUUACAGCAGAUAAAGGUAUUCUGUUAAACAGAAGGGGGGGACCAGAGGACCAGGAUCCGGUCUUCUAUGGGAGAUGUCACCCAAGCCUUACCGUAGCAUCUUCACCCAAAGGCUCACUACGUUAAAAUACUUGAACUAUUUAAACUAAUACUCGUGUUGCAUCUUGUUAAAUUGUGAGUACUUUAAUAUUAAUUUGAAUAACUUUUAAGAUGAGUUGCUUUGUGCAUGGAUGUUUUCAGCCUUUUAACAUUUCACUGGCAGUAUUCACACCGACUGAGAAGAUACUGUGUUAUCUUGACGUCAGUCUCCCGGACCAGGCCGAAUGCACACGUGUUUCUGUGCAUUCGUUACAAAGACGCGGCAGCAGUAUAGGGUCCACGUUCUGGAGCAUUUCUCACACUUGUUUGGAGGUUUAAUGUUUUUAGCCGAGUUCAGUGGAGCCGUGUGUUAUUAAACCCCAGAAGGCAGAGUCAUGUCAGGUCUGAGUUCUGCACCAGUCUGUGAUCCGAUAAGGCAGGGCCGCUCUCACAUCGUUUAUUAACUCUGUGCCAUAUUAAGGAGGAAACGUAGCGCCCCGGGUCCAUAUGUGCUGGAAGACAGUUUUCUUUUGUAUUCAAUUUAUUUUGAUCAUACUGAUUGUGAAAGGUUAUUUUUAUAGCUACACUUUUUUUUCCGAGUAUGAUUGUACAUACUGUAAAUACAAUCCAAAUAAUAAAAAAAGAACUUCAGUACAAA